GGACAACACAAACAGCAAAAAGACAGAGACGGACAUUUACCUGGACAUGGAUCAACUGCUGGUGAUGUUGCUCCUGCUACUGCUCUGGGGCUCAGAGCAGCAGGCUGAAGGAGACAACAGCCCAGCAGGAGCUUCAUGUGAAACAACAAAAGCUGACAUUGUGAUGUUGGUCGACGAGUCUGGAAGUAUUUACUCUGAAGACUUUCGACAUAUGAAAUUAUUUAUAUCUAAACUAGCUCAAAAUGUCCAUAUUGGGCCCAUCAAUUUCCAGAUUGGUCUGACUAAGUACAGUGAAGAAGCAACAACUGAGUGGAAUUUGAACACACACAGAACCAAAAAGUCCCUGCAGAAGGCUAUUAAAAAAAUACAACAGAAAGGUGGAGGCACAAACACAGGUUAGCAUAUUAUUACUAAUAAAGCAGAUUCUCGGCUUGAAGAGCUGUGGAGUAUCAGGUUCUGUUCGGACACAAACCAGAACAUUAAAAAAAAAAAAAAAAAAGUGAAACUAUGCCAUUUCAGCCACUGUAUGAAAUCUAACAGUUUCCUUCUAUUUUACAAACAACCUCUGAUGAGAACUCAGACCUAGAUAAUGGAUUACAAGGAGAAAGAAGAAGGUGUUCAGUGAUAUAACAGAAUUCUGUCUGUCUGCUGUAGUGAGAUUCCUAUACUUUCCUGGGUAGCAGUGGGGGGCAGAGCUCUCAGAAGCAUCUUAUUGCAUGAGACAGGCAGACAAGAAUCUGAAGAGACUGUAGCUCUGAGCCUUUUAAAAGGACUUUUAAUGCUUAUUUUGUUGCAACUUACAGGAAACGCUCUGGAACACAUUCUGCAUCACAGCUUCAAACCCGCAGCGGGGAUGCGUGCCGACUCUAAAAAAGUGGCAAUUCUGAUCACUGAUGGACAAUCUCAGGAUAACGUGACGUCUGCUGCCAAAAACCUGAAGGACACUGGGAUAGAGAUAUACGUUAUUGGUGUGGGCCAAGACGUUGAUGACAGUGAAAUGAGGGACAUUGCUUCUGGAGAUGUCGGAACAUGUGUGUACACCGCUUCAGAUUUUAGAUCCCUCCACAGGAUUAUAAACAGCCUGACCCACAGCCUGUGUGGCAGCGCUCCCAGCACAGGUAGGCAUCAUCUGCAUACACUUAGCAACAGGUGGAUAUUUGAAGCUGGACAUGGACUUUAAUUCUGACUCAUUUCGGGAUUGUUAACUCUCUAACGCAGUGGUCUUAAACUCCAGUCCACAAAGGUCCUUCAGAUUCUAGAAGUAUCUCUGCUUCAGCACACCCGGGUUCAAUAUUAGCUCGUUAGCAGAGCUCCGUGGAGCUUGACUGCAUGUUAAUGACGCCGUUUGGCCAUUUAAUUCAAGCAUGUAUCCCUUGUCUUAACAACGUAAAAAGCUGCAGGACUCUGACCCUUGAGGAAUGUAGCUUGAAGCCACUACGCUGAACCCUGACCUAUCAAGCAUUCAGGUAGAAAUGAAGCUUCUGAAAUCAACUUCACCUCAAAUAUGCCAAGACAGCCGUGAUGUGCGACAAAGAUUUCUCCCGAAAUACUGAUUCUGUUUCAUGAAUAUGUGGAGCAGGAUCCAACACGGGUGUACUUUAUUUUGAAAGAAGAAGGUGUUCAGUAACACAGACCAGAAAUACUAGACCGGUAUAGUCUAGUCAUUUUUUUCUUUUAAUUAUGAUAACAUGAAGGUCUCAAUUAAUGUCUGACUCCAGCAUGUCCAUUAGCGGAACAGUAAAAAAACGAGAGAUAACAUUCAAAAAAAUUGUGAAACAGGAAAUGGGAUCUUUGUUGUUUGUUUUUUUUAAUGCAUGCAUCCACUGGAUACCAAGUGUAUACAGAUGAUGCUUACCUGUACUUACCUGUGUGUGUGUGUGGGUGUGUGUGUUCAGACUCUGUCAGGUUGGUGAAUGGUACCAGUCUGUGUUCAGGCAGACUGGAGGUGAAAACCUCCCAGUCCAACCAGAUCUGGUCUACAGUAUGUGAAGCUGACAUUGACCAGCAAGAUGCAGAGGUGGUCUGUAGGGAGCUUGGGUGUGGAUCUCCUUCAGUCCUGCAGGGGGCGCUCUAUGGAGAAGUGGAAGCUCCAACAGGGGCAGCAGAGUUCCAGUGUGGAGGAACAGAAUCCUCCCUCCUGGACUGUAGAAGAUCAGGCCCUGUUAGAAACACCUGCUCACCUAGCAAAGCCGUCAGACUCACCUGCUCAGGACCCGUCAGGCUGGUGGGAGGAGCCAGUCGCUGUGAAGGAACGCUGGACCUGAAGCUUGGAACAUGGAGACCAGUGAAAGCCUCAGGUUGGACGGUGAGGGAAGCAGCUGCAGCUUGCAGAGAGUUGGACUGUGGUUCAGUCGUUUCCAUGGGAACCAGGAAUGACUCUUCAGUUAGACAAGUUUGGGAAAUUGAGAUCAGCUGUUUGAAAUCUGGAUAUCCACUAAGGCAGUGUGCAUCAGCGUCAUUAUUGUCAUCUCAGUCUGGCACCAUUCUGGAGCUUGUGUGCACAGACCUGCUGGUUCAGCCAAUCAUUUCGGUGUCGUCCAGUGACGGGGUCACAGGCGCCCUGCAGCGGAGCUCAGCAGGAGUGUUUCGGGGCUCCAGCUUCACCAUCAGCUGCUCCAUCCAGCCACAGUAUCCAGGAGGCUCCUUCCAGCUCUCCUUCACCUCUUCCAACACGACACACAGCUACGCCCAGCCAGCCAGCAAUCACUCUGCACACUUCCUGUUUCCUGCUGCGGAGCCCGCCCACAGAGGAAGCUACCGCUGUGUUUAUGACCUCCAUGUUUUCUCUCAUAACUUCUCCUCCGUCAGCCAUGUGCUGACUCUGAGUGUCUCAGAUCCAACAGUUUUCAUCAUCAGACUGGUGGUCCUGCUGCUGAGUCUGCUGAUCUUCAUCUCUGCGAUUUACUGCAGCCGUAAGGUUGCGACGAGACCACCAGGGGGCAGCAGACUGUCCCACGGAAGAACGUGGAUGUUGGAGGAAACGAAGGGGGGCGGGAAGGUGGUGGAAGAACAAGAGGAGGCAGCUCUGUAGCGACACCGUAUGGUGGAUAAUGUGUACUGAAGGAAGCAGGUCCUUAGAACCGCUGAAAUAUUCUUGCUGUUACUUUGAUGCUCAAUCUAUUUUUCCCAAAUCAUGUCAUAUGCUGUAUUUUUUUGAUUGGCUCCGUUUUUCCAGACUAUUGUCUUUUGCUUUCUUAUUAAUGACUUUUAAUAUAAUCUUUAUCAUAUGGUUUCAGACUGCUUAGGUUUAUGGAAAUCUCAGAUUAUCCAGAGUUUAUAAUCAGUAGUGUGGCUGUGAGUUUACUUUUUGUGUUAUGUGUUAAGGACAAUCAGUCAGAAUGAUGAGUACGGAGCUACGUUGGGGUCAUAAAGAUUGUUCUAAAGGAAACAAAAAUUGAAACUUAAAAAAAAAAAAAAAAUUGAAACUGAAAAAUUGUUUUGAACUUUUUUUUUUUUACUUUCACAUCCUUUUCAGUUUUACAUCUUUUUUUCUUCACUUCCAAUUUUUAUAUUAUUUUUUUUUUCCUUUUUCCACCAACGUCAUGACCUCAACUUAGCUCCACAGGUUGCAUCAGGUCUCAUAUAAAGUGAUUAAAAACAAAGUGUCUCUUUGGAUGUUAAGCCUGUUUUUAAACUUUAUCUGUCAGGUAAAACAUUGAAGCUAAAUUGAAACAUUUUAUUUUAGCCACUCUAAUAUUAAGUCUCUCAUUUUGUUUCUAAUAAAGAUUAUUCUUUUGUU
Xiphophorus hellerii (green swordtail) is the source of this 3739-nucleotide messenger RNA. RefSeq names its product scavenger receptor cysteine-rich type 1 protein M130-like. The record is from RefSeq and is a predicted model, not a curated record. Gene Ontology annotation, molecular function: serine-type endopeptidase activity. Lineage: Eukaryota; Metazoa; Chordata; Actinopteri; Cyprinodontiformes; Poeciliidae. The coding region runs from base 1811 to 3031 and encodes 406 amino acids. Gene Ontology annotation, cellular component: plasma membrane. Gene Ontology annotation, biological process: zymogen activation. The transcript has 9 exons.